ACACGUCUUUUAUUAGACCAGGCCGAAUAAACCCGAACCGAGUUAGGUUAACUAAACAAACCGUUUUGAAGGAAGGUCUUCCUGGCAGGACCUGGCUGAACUUUUUGUUGCGCUGAGAGGGAAAGAUCAGAGACGGCUGUAGCCUGUAGGAGCAGCAGAAGAAGAAAGGACCUUCCGACUCCGAUCUCAUCAAAGUGAAAGAUGGGUCGCCAAGCUAUUACCAAGCUGAUCGCCUCCGUUUCCUCGCGCAGAGCUUCUUGGGCUGCGGAUCAGACUCGGAAAUACGCUUCGGUUUCGCAUCCAGCCCCCGCAGUCUUCGUGGACAAGAACACUCGCGUCAUCUGCCAAGGCAUCACCGGAAAGAAUGGCACCUUCCACACUGAACAAGCUAUCGAAUACGGCACGAAAAUGGUGGGUGGUGUGACGCCGAAAAAGGGCGGAACAGAGCACUUGGGACUUCCUGUUUUCAACACAGUUGCGGAAGCAAAGGCUGAAACAAAGGCCAAUGCUUCAGUCAUUUAUGUUCCCCCACCAUUUGCUGCUGCAGCUAUUAUGGAGGCCUUGGAUGCUGAGUUAGAUCUUGUUGUGUGCAUCACAGAAGGAAUCCCUCAACAUGACAUGGUACGAGUGAAGGCCGCUCUUAACAGACAAUCUAAAACUCGGGUGAUUGGGCCGAACUGCCCUGGUAUUAUCAAGCCUGGAGAAUGCAAAAUUGGAAUUAUGCCAGGAUAUAUCCACAAACCUGGUCGUGUAGGAAUUGUCUCCCGAUCUGGUACAUUAACCUAUGAAGCGGUUUUCCAAACUACUGCUGUUGGCCUUGGACAAUCCACUUGCGUGGGUAUAGGAGGGGAUCCUUUUAAUGGGACGAACUUUGUCGAUUGCAUUGAGAAAUUCUUAGCGGACCCACAGACGGAAGGAAUCAUUCUUAUUGGAGAGAUAGGUGGAACUGCAGAAGAGGAUGCUGCUGCAUUGAUAAAGGAAAGUGGGACUGAAAAGCCUGUUGUUGCAUUUAUUGCUGGACUAACUGCUCCCCCUGGCCGUAGGAUGGGUCAUGCUGGAGCUAUUGUGUCUGGUGGGAAGGGGACAGCCCAAGAUAAGAUAAAGACCCUAAGAGAAGCUGGGGUUACAGUGGUAGAAUCUCCUGCAAAGAUUGGUUCUGCCAUGCUUGAUGUUUUCAAGCAGAGGGGCCUUGUGAGUUAGUUUCGACAAUUUGAACUUCCUUUGCAAUAUUAAUAGAAGCAUAAUAUAAAUACGGCAUGGAAAGUCUACCUUGAUUGAUUCUUGUUUUUGGAAGGAUGAGAGUGCUUCUGGUAUCUAGUCAAUAAACUGCAUAAAAUUUCUGGUGUUUCGAAGAUUUCAUUGGAUGUUGACUUCAAGAUAUUUUUGUCCAUUGUUGCCUUAAAUCAAUGUUUUAUCACUUCUGAAACAGAAGUUAAUUUUUAAAUAGAACGCCAACUUUGAAAUUUUGCGCA
Carya illinoinensis is the source of this 1472-nucleotide messenger RNA. RefSeq names its product succinate--CoA ligase [ADP-forming] subunit alpha-1, mitochondrial. The transcript has 7 exons. Gene Ontology annotation, cellular component: succinate-CoA ligase complex (ADP-forming); mitochondrion. Gene Ontology annotation, molecular function: succinate-CoA ligase (GDP-forming) activity; succinate-CoA ligase (ADP-forming) activity. Bases 202 to 1200 code for a protein of 332 amino acids. The record is from RefSeq and is a predicted model, not a curated record. Lineage: Eukaryota; Viridiplantae; Streptophyta; Magnoliopsida; Fagales; Juglandaceae. Gene Ontology annotation, biological process: tricarboxylic acid cycle.